AUGGUUCGAUCUUUUACCCUCGCAGCGGCGGCUGCUCUGCUGUCUGCUCCGCUAGUUAGCUCUCACUACAUCCUCAACAUCCUCAUGCACAAUGGCAAGCAAGUCGGCGGUGAAUACACAUACGUCCGAAAGAACUCCAACAGCUACAUGCCGUCUUUCAUGGAGAUUAUCGACUCAAACGAUUUGAGGUGCAACAAGGGCGCUACCAGUGCCGGAACUAAGACUUACAUGGAUGUUAAGGCUGGAGACAAGAUCGGUCUCAAGCUGUUCAACAACGAAUUCAUUGAGCACCCGGGUCCAGGAUUCUUUUACAUGUCCAAGGCCCCUGGCAAUGUUAGCGACUACGACGGAUCUGGCGAUUGGUUUAAGGUUUGGGAAUCUGGCCCAACCGGAAGCCCAACCAGCACUGGUGGCUGGCCAACCUACGGCAAAUACACCAUGGAAUUCACUCUGCCAACGACUCUUGAGGAUGGUGAAUACCUCCUCCGAGGAGAGCACAUCGGUAUCCACGAGAACCACGCUGGAAAGCCCCAGCUCUGUAAGUUAUUGCAACCUCUUCAGACGGACGGUACAUUUGCUGACAACUAUAUCUACGUAGACAUGGAGUGCGCUCAGAUUCGCAUCACCGGAGGCACCGGUACGGCCAAGCCAUCUCCGCUCGUCAAGAUCCCCGGAAUCUACAGCAAGACAGACCCUGGUCUCACCUUCAACUUCUGGGGUGGUGCUGGCGCUUACGUGAUGCCCGGACCCGCCGUCGCGACGCUCUAG
Messenger RNA from Annulohypoxylon maeteangense, 768 nucleotides. RefSeq names its product lytic polysaccharide monooxygenase. The record is from RefSeq and is a predicted model, not a curated record. The transcript is spliced from 6 exons. NCBI's taxonomy places the organism in Eukaryota, Fungi, Ascomycota, Sordariomycetes, Xylariales, Hypoxylaceae. Bases 1 to 768 code for a protein of 255 amino acids.